This is a messenger RNA of Dermatophagoides farinae (American house dust mite), 2659 nucleotides long. RefSeq lists its product as uncharacterized. The record is from RefSeq and is a predicted model, not a curated record. Lineage: Eukaryota; Metazoa; Arthropoda; Arachnida; Sarcoptiformes; Pyroglyphidae.
UAUCAGCUGUCACUAUUGGAUUUCACAAUUCCAAAAUAAAAUGAAAAAAUAAAAUCUGUUCAUCAUUCAAUUGGAUCAUCACAAUAGUUUAUCACCAAAAAUGUGGCAUGAAGCAAGAAAACAUGAGAAAAAAAUUCGUGGUAUUAUGAUAGAUCAUAGACGUCGUGCCGAAAAACGUCGAGAAUUUUAUGAAAGUAUCCGUAGAGAUCCGGCAUCAUAUCUUCAGAUACAUGGUCAACAAAUGAAAAUACAUAUCGAUCCGCUCAUUUCACAAGCUGCCGAAUCAUCUUUAGUACCGUGGAUGGGUGAUCAAAAUAACCUGAUAGAUCGAUUCGAUGUUCGUGCCAAUUUAGAUUGUAUACCAAGUUCAGCAGAUGUUGGUACAAAUGACAAUGAUGAAGGGUUGCUUACAUCCGAUCAAGAAUGUCAGCUCAAUUAUGAGCGAUUUCGUAAUCUUGUGCAAAAUGAUUUUGUUGAUAAUAAUGAACAAAAAGUUUUACAUAAAAUAUUUCUUAAAGAAAAAUGGGGAGAACAACAACAGCAGACAAAUAAUGUGAAAACAAAGAAUGAAUUGAAGAAAAAAUUGGCGGAAAAAAAGUCUGCGAUUGGAUAUAAUUAUGAUGAUAAUGAUGGUAAAUCAUCUAAAAAUGAUGAUGAGACAUCAAGCGAAUCUGGAGAUGAUUCGGAUGAUGAAGAAUUUGAAGAUCUUGACACUAUCGUGUUUGUUGAUCAAUUGGAUUUGGAUAUGUGUGAACGUGUUAAUAUUGUUGCCAAAAAAUAUGGCAUCAAAUCUGGAGCAUUUAUGAAAUUCAUGCAAGCUGAUAAAGCUGAAGCUGAUCGUUUGCGCAUUGCUAAAGAAAUAGAGAAUGAAAAAUCAAUGUUUGUUGGUCGUAAAUCUCGUCGAGAACGUAAAGUAUUAAUCCAACAACGUUUGUUGAUUUUACGUUCAAUCAAUAUGGAUGAUUGUGAAGUUGAUCAUUUUGCUGGAGAAGAAAAACAACAGAAAAAUAAAUCAGAUUCUUCAUCCGCUGAAAAUGAUGAUGAUGAUGAUUCGAAAAGUGAAAUUGAAGAAGGAAAAAUUGAAUUUAUCACAUCAUUUGGUAAUGAUGAAGAUGAAACUAUGGAUAAACCGGUGAAUAAAAAGAAAUUGAAAAAAAUUGUUCAAAAAUCAAAAGAAUCAAAUAAAAAGAAAUUAUCAGAAAAAUCGAAACAAAUACCAGCCAAACAAAUUUCAUCGAAUCAACCAUUGAUAUAUGGUCCAACAUUGCCUGUUGAUGUGGCCAAUUCAAAAGUCGAUUCUAAUAUUCGUUUUAAUCAUACUUCUAAUUCAAAUGUAAAAAAUCGUCGCUGUUUUCGUGAGGCUAACAAUGAUGAAAAAUUUACAUUCGAUCGAUCUCCCUCAUAUACCAUUCGUCGUUCACCAAGUGUACGUCGAAGAUAUUCAAGUGAUGAUGCUAAUUCUUCCGAUGAAAGUAUGAGCCAUAGAAGUCGAUCUAGUCGACGACGGCUUUCACCACCAUCUAGAUAUCGAAGUCGGUCUCGUUCACAUUCUCGUUCACACAAUUACCGGCGUAGUAGAUCAAAAAGUCCACGCCGUAGAAAAACUUCAUAUCGAAAGCGAAGCAGAUCAAAAAGCCCUAUUCGUAGAUCUGAUCGCCCAUCUUCGAGACACAGGGAUCACAAGCAAAAACAAAAAUCUCCAAAUCAAAGUCUUAUUCCUAUCAAAACUAAUGAUGUAAAACUCGAAACAAAUGAUGAUAAUAUGAAAUUAUACAAAUUACUAGAAAAGAUUGAAUCAAAUGCCAAAAAAUGUCGAAGAGCUAGUUCUAGAGACAGAAAAAGUGAAAAAACUGAUGAAAUUGAAGCGAAAAGUCAAUCCGAAUCUAAGUCAAUGAUUAAUUUGGUGGUGGAAAAAGAAAAAUCGCCACCAAUUAAACGAUAUUAUCGUCAUGAUUUAGUCGAUUCUCAAAGCGGCGAUGAUCAUAGCGAUGAUCCAAACAUCGAUUCUGACGAGAAAAAAUCAAACCUUUCUGUAAUUCAUGCAAAUUCAUCCGAACCAACUAAACAUUCAUCAUUGACUAAUUUAACACCUUCAGCAGCAUCAAAAUCCAAUUCAUCAUCAUCAUCAUCAUUGGUAAUAACACCACAGGAACGUCUUAAACGUUUGAUGAAAGCUCAAUUAGAUAAACAAUAUAAAUUGGAUAAAAAAGCUGAAAAUGAUCGAUUAGAAAGACGAAAAAUAGAGCAACGUGAACGUAAAGAAGAAUUUGAUAAAUUAUCCAGACGUAAUAGACGAUCUCCUAGUCGAUCAUCGGAUUCUUCUCGUUCAUCUCGAUCAUCAUUUAGUUCAUAUUCGAAUUCGGAUUCAUCAUAUGAUAGACGAAAAAGGUAUCAUUCAAGAUCUAGGUCCCGAUCACGAUCAAAAUCUCGACAUGGAACUAAAGAACGUUAUCGACGACAAAGAUCUCGAUCCCGAUCAAUCACACCCCAUGAUCGUCGACAUUAUCAUCAUCAUCAUCAUCAUCAUCAUAGUAACCAUUCAUCAACAUCCAGGUAUCGAUCAUCAAGACGAUAAAAGUCUUGAUGAAAAAUUCUCUUUAAUUUAUUUUUUUUGUGAAUAAAGAAAAAAUAAAAUAAAAUUUUAUUCAAAAAAAAAAAU